Exophiala spinifera is the source of this 1272-nucleotide messenger RNA. RefSeq lists its product as uncharacterized. NCBI's taxonomy places the organism in Eukaryota, Fungi, Ascomycota, Eurotiomycetes, Chaetothyriales, Herpotrichiellaceae. The record is from RefSeq and is a predicted model, not a curated record. Bases 1 to 1272 code for a protein of 423 amino acids. Gene Ontology annotation, cellular component: cytoplasm. The transcript is spliced from 3 exons. Gene Ontology annotation, molecular function: flavin adenine dinucleotide binding; electron-transferring-flavoprotein dehydrogenase activity.
AUGUUGAAAAAGCUCCUUUUCUACUGCAAAUUAAUGCGUUUUGCAUUAUCUUUGGGCUUAGAACGAGUGGGAUUUCUGGUCUUGGCUCGGAUUCAUCGUCUCACGUACAAAGCAGUUCCCAACCCCAAGAAUGUUGUGGUCGUGGGAGGUUCUUUUGCUGGCUUCUUCCUGGCAAAAGAACUGGCAGAUUCGCUUCCUACUGGCUACCGAGUCAUAGUAAUCGAGAAGCAUUCACAUUACUACUUUACUUGGAAUUUCCCCAGAGUUACUGUCGUCGAAGGUCAUACGCAAAAUGCAUUCGUUCCCUACCCAGACGAGUCCUUGGUGCAACCCGCCGGAGUGUACUCCUUCCGCCAAGGAGAAGUUGUCGACAUUGGAGAUGGCCAAGUGACACUGGCCGAUGGGACUAUCAUCCCUUUCGAAUUCCUUGCCAUAGCGACUGGCUCGAACGCACGGUAUCCAGCCGAGAUGGACGCCGACAACAAGUUUGACUGCAUAGCUUUCUUCGAGAAGCAGCAACAACGUAUAAAAGCCGCAGAUCACAUCGUCAUCGUCGGUGCAGGUGCCGCCGGAGUCGAGGUGGCCGGGGACAUCAUGACCACGUACAAGAACAAGAAAGUCACCUUGGUACACUCGCGACAGCAAUUGCUGAAUAAAUUUGGAAACGAACUACACAACGUGGCGAAGAAGGGGCUGGAGGAUUUAGGUGUUGAGUUGGUCCUAGGAGAUCGUGUAGUUGCCGGGCUGGAUAGCGAUGGUCCCGCCGAAAUCCGACUACAGAGUGGGAAAGUCCUCCAGGCCGACAUGUUGAUCAGAAGCACGGGGCAACACCCAGAGUCAACUCUCGUCAAAAAGGCCUUCCCGUCCGCAAUCUCGCCUUCUGGAAAUAUCCUGGUUGAGAAGACCCUGCAGAUCAAGGGUUGCCCCCCUAACAUUUUCGCCUGUGGUGAUGUGAUUGACCUGCCUGGCCCGAGACUGGGCAGAGCCGCCACAUAUCAAGGAAUGUUCGUUGGUGACAACAUUGUAAGGUCGAUCAAGGGGAAACCAUUAAAAGAAUAUAAGCCAGGAAUGAUUGACGCGUCAAUCGACUUGACAUUAGGCGUGGGAAACAAUGUGACGUACAUCAACGAUGCGGGUGACGAGAUGACCUUUCCCACAAAAAUGCCCGAUGUCAACCUGCAUGCAGCCCAAGCCUGGAAGGUCAUGUAUGCCAAACCGUUUGAAGAUCCAGGAUACACGCCAAAGAAGGUCGCGGAGUUGGCUGAUGUUUGA